Molecule: messenger RNA, 3355 nt
Organism: Thalassophryne amazonica
Lineage: Eukaryota; Metazoa; Chordata; Actinopteri; Batrachoidiformes; Batrachoididae
Product: vascular endothelial zinc finger 1-like
Exons: 5
Coding region: 78-1457 (459 amino acids)
Biological process (GO): regulation of transcription by RNA polymerase II
Molecular function (GO): RNA polymerase II cis-regulatory region sequence-specific DNA binding; DNA-binding transcription factor activity
Source: RefSeq, a predicted model, not a curated record
GCGGAAGUUGUUUCAGCUGCCAUGUUUGGCCGCUUUGUUGUAAGAUUGUGUGCGAGCUUUAUUCCGAAAGUGUGGAAAUGGAGCCGAGCUGGAGUACGUUUCUUUUUCAACAGGCAAAUGAAGCCCUCCACCACCAGCACCAGGUGGCUCAGAAUAGCUUGCUGCCACUUCUUAAUGCGGGAGCUGAACCAGUUGACCAGAAGCCUGUGCUGCCCAUCCAAAUGGACCAGAAGCCCCCUUCGAGUGCUGCAGAUCUCCUGAAAGACAGCAUAGUCAGUGGAGGGGGUGUACGGCCACCAGUGCCUGUGAUAAAGAAAGAACACAAAGGCAAAACGCCUUUUGUCUGUGGUUACUGCAACAAAGCUUUUCGUGACAGCUAUCACCUGCGACGUCAUGAGUCCAGUCACACAGGCAUCAAGAUGGUCUCACGACCAAAGAAAACUGCUCAGGCGGCCCCUACCAUGGUACCCAUGAUCUCAGCAAUGCCACGAGAGAACAAUGGUAACCCUUCCUACAUCUCAACAGUAGCAGGUAUCCUCUCCACAGCAACCACCUCUGUUUCCUCAGGCACUAGCAUCAUGACACCUUCGGCAAUGGGAAAUGUGCCUCAGGCAAACGCCCCGAAGAAAGUCAUUAAACCCGUCAAGAAGAACCACGGGUGCGAAAUGUGUGGCAAGGCAUUUCGUGAUGUCUACCACCUGAAUCGCCACAAGCUGUCCCAUUCAGAUGAGAAACCUUUCGAGUGUCCAAUCUGCCAGCAACGCUUUAAAAGGAAGGACCGAAUGACCUACCAUGUUCGAUCUCAUGACGGGGGAGUCCAUAAGCCCUACGUCUGCUCUGUGUGUGGAAAAGGCUUUUCCAGGCCUGACCACUUGAGCUGUCACGUGAAGCAUGUGCACUCAUCAGAAAGACCAUUUAAAUGUCAAGUAACGGCCUGUACCUCUGCUUUUGCCACCAAAGAUAGACUCCGUUCCCACAUGAUCAGGCAUGAAGGCAAAGUGACCUGUAGCAUCUGUGGGAAGAUGCUGAGUGCAGCUUACAUCACCAGCCAUUUGAAGACUCAUGGACAGGCGAACUUUAACUGUAAGCAAGAGAGUAAUGAAGUCUGCAACUCUGCCUCUGCAACACCGGUGACAGCUUCUGCCCCCAUCACCACGGCGAUGAAUCGAGGAAACGGCACCAACAACCCUGUCACCAUAGCAGCACAAAUGAACAUCAGCACCAACACAGUCAACAUCACAUCACCUGUGAGCCUCCAGCACCCGGUCACCAUCACGGGACCCGUCAAUAUUGCCUCAGUCAACAUCCCCGCCACAGCGCCAAUGAACAUCGCCCACCCAGUUGCAAUAACGACGCCAAUGCCCAUGAACAUAGCCGGUCCCCUCAACAUCGCCAUGAGGCCAGUGGAAACCAUGCCUUUUCUGUCCCAAGUCUUGCCUUCUUCCCCACCUUGGUAGGAAAAAAAUAAAAGAUUGGGGUUGGGGGGAGGGGUUCAAAGUAUCUGCCACGCAACAACAAAAGGGAAAUAUAGUGAAACGGCACAUUUGUCCUCAUCUUCACCUGAAGCUCAACUUGUAUGUGAGCUGUGCAGCCAGUAGGAGGCGCCCAAGUCACAGCUGCAGCCCCACUUAUGUUACGUGACUUAUUUGUGAAGCAGCGCUGGAGUAGAAAUCAUAGGCUUUAUCUUGAACUUAGACAAACUGUAAAAACUUAGCGUAGCGAGGAUGACGAAACUGUGCAGGUCAGCAAGUGAAAGGACGGAACGUCUGCAGCAGGCUGGAGGGACUCCUGGCAAAUUCCUCUUGUGCGCUGUUUGGAAACAUGAGAACAAACAUGAACUGAAGCAAUAAGUAUGAAUUGCUGCUUUUAUUGUCUUCAUAUUGUCUUGGGGAAAACCCCUCACUUUUACUUUGUUUUUAUUUUUGUUAAAACUAAAAGUUAUUUUGAGUUUGUUUUAUUUGCCAAUCACUAUUUAAUGUCAUAGGAAAGACUGUAGAAUGAGGAAUGUUGGCUUCCAUGUGGAUGAAGAAAUGCUUUUUUUUUUUCUUCCUCACAGUACUUCAGCUUUUUUUUUUUUUUUUCUUCCUCGACAGGUAGGAAUCAUGCUCUAGAGGUACACUGACUAACUCCUAGAAUUGACAUUAAUUUUCAUAAGUGAUAUCUUGAUGCUGUCCUGUCUUGACUAUGAAAUAUUUGUGCUUCUUUUUUAUGGAAUCAGAUUGUUUUAUGAAUCUCUUUUUCGUGUUUGUCCAUGAGGUCAGAAUGGAGUAUGUGUUGCACUGAAAGCGUAUCCUUCCAGGUGAACAGUAUUAUCUAAGAUCAAAUUGGAGUCUUAAGUGUUGUUGUGAGCCAGCUUGCACUUGAGGGCCAUCUUGUGGCCAAAUGUGGGACAGACUUGCCUUGGAGUGAAGCUUUUUUUUUUUUAGGCUGUUACUGUUAUAAUAACAGAUUGUUUUAUUUGAGUCUUCUUCGUUACACUGUUUUUAAUUGCCUCUGUGACACCCCCAGCAUGAUUUUAAGGAUUCAUCCCUCAGGAAACAGGAAUGCUCACCACCACUCAUGAACUUGAUUUCUUUUAAGUGCAUCAGCCGUGUAUCCUGAUUGUGGAUUUUUGACUGUCAGGAUCAAAGAUGAGAGUUAAAUGCAGCCGUCCUGCUAAGCGGUCAUCUGCUGUCAUGUCCUACAUGCUGGACGACUUCACGCUUCCUUAAAGAGUCCAGCUCAGUCUCAGGCUGAGAUUUGAAUGACUUUUGACAGAACUGAUGAAACCAUCUUGACCUUGCAUGACCCCAAACACUGUAGCUGUUGAACCAUGUUUUGUUUGUUCUUUUCUUUUUGUUAAAGGAAUGGUGUGCUAUCUUGACAGUGUUGCAGCUCUUUGAGUUGACUUUCUUUUUUAAAUGAAAAAUGCAAUUUGCAUGUCAUUUGUUUGAAAAUGUUAGUGUAGUCUUUGUUUUGUUUUGCAUUUUAUAUAGAUACACUAAAAUAGCUUGUUUGCCAAAUUUAAUACAGUAAUGUGAUAAAACUGAACAUUUCAUGUUGAAUCAAACUUUUUUUAAGGAGAAAAAAAAAUUGGAAAUUGCAGGACUCUUCUAAAAGCGGUUGAAUGUAUAUCUUUGUACAAGGAUAUGGUAGUUAACUAUAGAUGUGAAAGAUGAAAUAACCUUUUUUAACAAAAUCUUUUGUAUUAGAACAUUAACGAUGGUAAUUUUUGUAUAUAUGAGAGUUUAGGCUUUCUGAUUAGCAGAAAGAAACAUUCCUACAUUUUUUUAAAUGUAUGUUUGUCAAAUUAUUACAUAAACAUGCCCAGUGUUGUGCCUUUUAUUUGGGUUGUCUAAAUAAAAGAAAACUGCCA